AUGAGGUUACUAAACAUUUUCACUACGUUCUGCCUCUUACUGCGGAGUGGAGCUGUCACAAAUGAUGGAUUAACCGACGCUGUAGAAUGGGACCCAUAUAGUUUGACUGUCAAUGGUGAUAGAGCAUUUAUUUUUUCUGCUGAGUUCCAUUAUCAGCGCAUGCCUGUUCCAGAACUAUGGCUUGAUAUUUUUCAGAAGUUUCGAGCAAACGGUUUUAAUACAAUUAGUAUAUAUUUCUUCUGGUCUUAUCAUGAGGCCUCAAAAGGAUCAUUUGACUUCGAAACGUCAGGUAAAAAUGUCCAGAGAGUUCUUGACUAUGCAAAGGAAGCAGGAAUCUGGGUCAUUGCUCGAGCCGGACCAUACUCUAAUGCUGAGACUAAUGGUGGAGGUUUCGCAUUAUGGGGAUCCGAUGGUAGUAUUGGGACGUUGAGAUCAAACAAUGCUAUGUACUAUCAAUCUUGGCUGCCAUGGAUCACGGAGAUUGGAGAAAUUAUAGCAAAGAAUCAAAUUACUAACGGAGGACCUGUCAUCCUCAAUCAGGUUGAGAACGAACUUCAAGAGACAACUCACUCUGCGACCAACACUCUAGUUCUUUAUAUGGAGCAAAUUGAAGCUGCAUUUCGCAAUGCUGGUGUUACUGUCCCUCUUAGUCAUAAUGAAAAGGGCGAGAGGAGCGUAUCUUGGAGCACUGACUAUCAGAACGUUGGUGGUGCUGUGAAUGUUUAUGGCCUAGAUUCAUACCCCGGUGGCUUAUCAUGUACUAAUCCAAACUCUGGUUUCUCUGUUGUUCGCAAUUACCAUCAGUGGUUCUCGAAUUACUCUUACACACAACCAAACUACUUUCCAGAAUUUGAAAGUGGUUAUUUCACUCCAUGGGGUGGUAGCUUUUAUGAUGAUUGUCAAUCGGAGCUUGAACCUUCCUUUGCAGAUGUCUACUAUAAAAACAACAUUGGGCAAAGAACAACUCUGAUGAGUUUGUAUAUGGCCUGGGGUGGUACCAAUUGGGGUCAUUCUGCAGCUCCAGUAGUUUAUACAUCCUAUGAUUACGCGGCGCCCUUGAGAGAAACCCGUCAGAUUCGAGAUAAACUUUCACAGACUAAACUUAUUGGACUCUUCACAAGAGUUUCUACCGACCUGCUUAAGACGGAUAUGAUUGGAAAUGGUACUGGAUAUAGUGUAUCUUCAACUGGCAUCUGGUCGUGGGUUUUACGAAACCCUGAUACCCAAGCCGGCUUUACUGUCGUACAGCAAGCUACCUCUAGCUCGAGAUCAUCUGUUACAUUCGAUGUGUACUUGAAUACCUCGCUUGGAGCUGUGACUGCUUCGAAUGUCAAUCUUAAUGGCCGUCAAAGUAAAAUUCUCGUCACGGACUAUAACUUCGGAAACCACACGCUUCUCUAUGCAUCUUCGGAUAUCCUUGUUUAUGGUACAUUUGAUGUUGAUAUUCUAGUCCUGUAUAUCGAAGAGGGACAAAUUGGCCAGUUUGCUUUCAAGACUACGUCAAAAUUGACCUAUCAAGUCUAUGGGAAUUCCGUUUUCGCUGCAAACACAACGUCAAAUUAUACCUCGUCUUCACAAACAUUCACAUACACUCAAGGAGCUGGUCAGACUGUUUUAAAGUUCUCCGAUGGAACCUUAGUAUAUCUACUUGACCGACCUUCUGCUUGGAAAUUCUGGGCACCACCGACAACAUCCAACCCUCAGGUCAAGCCUGAUGAGCAGGUAUUUGUCCUGGGGCCAUACUUGGUGCGAAGUGCAUCAUCGUCCUAUGGAGCGGUUCAAAUAUAUGGUGAUAACGACAAGGCUACAACGAUCGAAGUCUUUUCUGGGGACUCGUCAAUUAAGGCUAUUGUAUGGAAUGGUCUUCGGCUUUCUACGACGAAAACCAAAUAUGGGUCGUACAUAGCAGCACUUUCUGGUACUGAAGGUAGAAUCAUUUCAUUACCAUCAUUAAUCAAUUGGGAGUCGGCGAAUUCCCUCCCAGAGAAAGAAUUAUCCUACGACGAUUCGAAAUGGACUGUCUGCAAUAAAACUUCUACAUCAAGUCCCAUAGCACCUUUAACUCUCCCCGUUCUGUUUUCAAGCGACUAUGGCUAUUACACAGGACCCAAAAUCUAUCGUGGAUAUUUCGAUGGUCUCAAUUACACAUCAAUCAAUAUCACAUGCUCUGGAGGUUUAGCUUUUGGUUGGACCGCCUGGUUGAACGGUGUACUCAUUGGAGGAAACACCGGCAACGCCACUGCCACUACCACCUACGCCGUCCUUUCUCUUGCGAAUUAUAACUCAGUCAUCAAACUCAAAGACAAUCUCGUAACAGUGGUAGUAGACUACCACGGCCACGACGAGACAUCAACAGCGAAAGGCGUCGAAAAUCCCCGCGGAAUCCUUGGCGCAUUCCUUCUCCCCAGACCUUCCAACUCUACUGGUUUCAAGCUUUGGAAAAUUCAAGGAAAUGCCGGAGGAUCGGCAAACAUAGAUCCAGUACGUGGACCCAUGAACGAAGGGGGUUUCUACGGUGAACGUCUCGGCUGGCAUCUCCCCUCAUCCCCUUCACUUCCCUCUCAUUCUACCCCCCUCAUCGGUCUCAAUACCUCAGGUAUAUCUUUCUACACGACAACAUUCAAUCUUGCCCUCGACUCCGAUCUCGAUGUUCCCAUUGGCAUCAAAUUAUCCGCUCCAGCAGGUACCGUCGCCCGCGUCAUGUUCUGGAUCAACGGCUAUCAGUAUGGAAAAUACGUUCCGCAUAUUGGUCCUCAAACUGUAUUUCCUAUUCCACCUGGUAUCGUCAAUAACAGGGGAGAGAAUAAAUUAGCGUUGAGUUUGUGGGCGAUGACGGAUGUGGGAGCUAAGCUGGAAGGAGUAGAGCUGGUGAGUUAUGGGGCUUAUGAGAGUGGAUUUGGAUUUGAUAGGGAUUGGAGUUAUUUGCAGCCGGGAUGGGACAGUGGAAGGUUGGAGUAUGCUUAG
Sclerotinia borealis F-4128 is the source of this 2964-nucleotide messenger RNA. NCBI's taxonomy places the organism in Eukaryota, Fungi, Ascomycota, Leotiomycetes, Helotiales, Sclerotiniaceae. The record is from the annotation of a GenBank genome assembly.